GCAGGUCCAGAGAGAGAAGGAGAGGUGCUGCCGCCCGUGAGAUACACUCACGCAUCACAGCGCAGCGAGGAAACACGGCGUCUCUCUGUCCUUCUCACUGGGAACACAAGGCUGUUUUUGAAUUAUUGAAAUCCCACUAAAAUCAGUUAUAUUAUUAAACAGCGUCAGGCUGAGAUAUUGCGGAGAUACCCAGCAGCACUUCACCAGCAAGAGCGAGACAUCUUUGUAAAAGAAAAGCAAACCAAGACAGCGGAGCAGAGCCCCGUCAGCACCUUGGACAGCGACCAUGGCUCCCGUGGAGGACUCAGCUCAGCCCGUGGUGGUGCCAGUAGGAGUUGCUGUAGUGAGUGUCUUCGGUCUCGUCUUCACUGCAUCAGCCUUUGCUUGGAUUUGUUGCCAGCGCAAAAACACCAAAUCCCAGAAGACGCCUCCCUAUAAGUUUGUGCACAUGCUCAAAGGGGUCGACAUUUAUCCAGAGAGCCUCAGCGGCAAGAAGAAGUUCGCUGCUCCUGCCACCCCAACAACCACCGACAACAGUAAAACUGACGUUAAUGGAAACUGCCGCACUGUGCCAGUGAGUCCUUCUGGGACCAGUAAGCUGGUGUCAAGUCCAAAUGGUUCUAAACCAGCUCUCCAUUUGGAUCUAGAGAAUUGUGAUCUGAACGGUAACUUUACCACCAAACCUUUUCAUCACCAUCACCAGAAGGUGCGGAGCUCCCCAGACCUGGAGCUGCCCUCUCCCCAUGCCGGGUUCACUCAACCUGGUGUGAUUGACCGCCAUGACAUCCUUUCACCAUCCAGCACCCUUUCCAGUCAGGCCCCAACCCCAGCUGUCGACAGGCCCGAAGCAGAGGAAAAGGAAGGUGGCUUAGGUACCCUCCACUUCUCGCUUGAAUACCAACCAGAGAAGAAAGUAUUCAUUGUUCAUAUCAAGGAAGCCCAUGGCCUGACUCCAACUGACGAGCAAUCACUCACCUCUGACCCCUACAUCAAGCUGACCCUGCUGCCUGAGAAAAAGCACCGGGUGAAGACCAGAGUCCUCCGGAAGACUCUUGACCCCGCCUUCGACGAGACCUUCAGUUUCUACGGGAUCCCUUUGGUCCGAGUGUCAGAUUUAUCCCUUCACUUCAUGGUGCUGAGCUUCGAUCGGUUCUCUCGUGAUGAGGUCAUCGGAGAGACCCUUGUGCCUCUGUCUGGGAUCGACUUGUCAGACGGGCGUGUCCUGAUGAGCCGAGAGAUCAUUAAGAGGAAUGUCAAGAAGUCGUCCGGUCGAGGAGAGCUACUGCUGUCCCUGUGUUACCAGUCCACCACCAACACUCUGACUGUGGUGGUUCUCAAAGCUCGCCACAUUCCUAAGGCUGAAAACAACGGACCUACAGAUCCGUAUGUCAAGGUGAACUUGCAUCAUGGAAAGAAGCGCAUAUGUAAGAAGAAGACCCACGUGAAGAAGUGCUCCCCCAACCCGGUCUUUAACGAGCUCUUCGUCUUUGACCUGCCUUCUGAAGAGGGUCUGAGGGACACCAGCGUGGAGCUGCUGCUGCUGGACUCAGACAAUGGCAACUCACGCUCCCCCAACGCUGCCAUUGGGCGCCUGGUGCUGGGCACGUCAGCAGCAGGAACCCCGGGGGAGCACUGGCGGGAAAUCUGCGACCACCCGCGCCGCCAGAUCGCCAUGUGGCACGCUAUGUCGGAGGAUUAGAAAGCUGCUGGACGCUGGUGGACUCUUUCAACCUUGAAAGGGAUGGAAUGACGAUGGGCGGGAUCUGAUGACCUGCUGACCAGUGGCUGUUGGACUCAGAAAAAAAAGGGGAACGGACUUUGAUGUAGUUUGGGAGGAUAAUUUCAAGUGAUGUCAUUAUUCAUUCACUCUUUCACUCAUCUUUGACGUUAUUAGGGGUACAGUUGGAGGGCGGGGCAUCAUGAACAUAACCCCAAAGCUUUAAAAUGAUCCCAAAGGCUGUCACCCUCCCCUGGUAACAUGCAACAUUAUCUCCAUGGCAACAGCCAAUUGUCACAGUAAAAGUGUGCAGUGCAGAAUGUCUUUAAUGUCACUGUUAAUGUUUCUUUUCUUCCUCUGUUCCCCUUCCUCUUUCUCCCCCUCCUUCUUCUUCUCCUCUUUCCUCAGCUCUUCCUCCUAUUGAUAGUAACCUGUAGACCAUCUUAUGAAAACCAGAUUGAACCAUGUCUGAUAAUGCUGUAAAAAUGUGGAUUAUUAAAGAUUAUUUUAUAAGGGCAAUGUUUUCUUCUUAAAAAUGUUGAUUGUUUUGUGUUUCUUUUGUUUUUUCUUUGUUUUUUAAGUCACGUUGGUUUGUACUCUUCUGGUUGAUUUGUUGAGCCUUUUUUUUGUAAGUAUAGGUGGUAUAUCACACAUCAUGAUUUAAAUAAAAUGAGGCCUAAAUUAGGUGGUUUGAGAACAGAUGGGAGUGCGCCGGGGACGGUAACUGUGGAUGCAUUUAUGUGCGUGGGUUUGUGUCUUUCGCGAAGAAAGAGGCUGCUUGUGCUGACACAGCUGUGCGAACGUGUGGGUGCGAGAUGUGAGCCGCGUAACGUUUACUGUCGGUGUUUUGCCCCCGUUACUGUGAGCACAAAGACAGCUGAAAUGUAAAUGUAUGUACCUUACUAUAAAAUAUGGCAAGUUCUGAG
Molecule: messenger RNA, 2643 nt
Organism: Cololabis saira (Pacific saury)
Lineage: Eukaryota; Metazoa; Chordata; Actinopteri; Beloniformes; Belonidae
Gene: syt4
Product: synaptotagmin IV
Exons: 5
Coding region: 287-1699 (470 amino acids)
Biological process (GO): cellular response to calcium ion; regulation of calcium ion-dependent exocytosis; calcium-ion regulated exocytosis
Cellular component (GO): synapse; axon
Molecular function (GO): SNARE binding; calcium-dependent phospholipid binding; calcium ion binding
Source: RefSeq, a predicted model, not a curated record